AUGGAUGUUCGGUAUAAACCUAAUCUCAAGACUGAAGAUGCUAUAGAUUAUUCCCUUGGGACAUGGAGCCUUCUAGAGACUAUUUGCGCUUUAAUUUUGAUAAUUGGCACAUACCUUGUCUUGGUUUUGAAACUCCUACCGGCGUUUAUGAAAAAUAGACAACCGUAUAAAUUGAAAGGGCUGUUGAUUUGCUACAAUAGUUUUCAAGUGGUCUAUUCCAGUUAUCUGGUUAUAAUAUACACAUGGUAUGUAGUGAGACAUGGAAUCUUCACAACGAAGUGUCCACGGGGCGAGCUAUUGAAAUCGGUCAUCCGAGACAUCUUCCCCUACUUUCUAGCGAAACAGAUAGACUUACUAGACACGGUGUUCUUCGUCUUACGGAAGAAGGACAACCAGGUGACCUUCCUCCACGUGUACCACCACAGCAUCAUGGUCACUUGGGCCUGGCUGUACUACGUGCACGAGCCAUCAGACCAUUUCGUAGUCGUGGGCCUGAUAAAUAGCUUUGUACAUGUGCUGAUGUACGCUUACUACGGAUUGGCGUCCAUGGGUCCGCGUUUCACCAAGUUCAUUUGGUGGAAGAAGCAUUUGACGAAGAUACAGCUUAUCCAGUUCAUCCUGGUCGUGACUGAUUUGCAUUUCCAGCAGAAGUUAACACCAUGUCCCAUUCCUUCGUUCUUCCACUACUUCUGCAUACACCGCGUCGUUCGGACGCGUCACGGGUUGGGCUGCCGAUUUCCGGCAUUCCACGCGAGUGUGCCAAUCCAUUCAGUAAGGUCGAGACGAGCGGCCCGCGAGAAAAUCGAAGAUAAUACUCCUAAGGUUCUCAGCUAUGCGGGAGAGCCUCUUGUGAUAGUGCGGAAG
Molecule: messenger RNA, 864 nt
Organism: Iphiclides podalirius (scarce swallowtail)
Lineage: Eukaryota; Metazoa; Arthropoda; Insecta; Lepidoptera; Papilionidae
Source: the annotation of a GenBank genome assembly